AUGACUAGUGCCCCGUUAGAAGCGAAUACGACGCUUCGAAAGCGUGCACGGGUAGAUUCCGAUGUCAGUGCUCCGAGACGUAAUGAUUUUCCGAAAGUCGAAGAGAUAGAACAUCAUGGCUCGUUCUGGUUUGAUGACGGGGACGUUAUCCUGGUUUCUGGAACCACUGCCUUCCGUGUACAUGCCUCCGUGCUGUCCCGCCAGUCGAAUAUCCUCCGAGACCUCCUGACACGCAACCGCGAUACUGAAAUGAUGGGCGGUUGCGCUGUCGUGCGACUUUCGGAUUCUGUAGGCGACCUGACUAAUCUGAUGUCAACAUUCUACGAAAGCAAACACUUUCUUGCGGUGAAUGACGACGUGUCACGCAACCUCGUACUCUCCCUUGGCCGAGUUGGGCACAAGUACAAUAUCGAGUACCUGCGAGCAUAUGCUAUCGACAAGCUAAAGGCAUAUUUUCCGAGCACAUUCGAUGAAUUCAUCGAAAAUGACUUCGAGGACGAUCCAGAAACUUUGAUCGGAUCAGUCAACCUGGCCCGUUCAAUGGGUGUAGUUUCAGUGCUUCCAGCCGCGUUGUAUCAGUGCACGGUGUUGCGAGUCAAGGAGUUGCUCGAUGGCGUACGUCGCGAUGAUGGCACCGUGGAUAGGCUAUCGUCAGAAGACCUCAGUAGAUGCUUGAACGGCAGAAGGCAGCUUCGCCAUGCCAAUAAUAUUGGGACGGCGUGGCUGUUCAACCUAAAGACCGGCAAGGAAUGCUCGUCGAAGGAUAUAUGCCUAAGAAUUUUGCGAAGACUACCGGAGCAAUGGCACACGCUCGGUUGGUUCACGACAUCUGCAGUUCUUAGUGUUGCAGAGGGCGCCUUUCUGACGCUGUUGAAUGACCUGUGCGCUUAUUGCAAGGCUCAAGUUGAGGAAAAUGAGCGCGAUGGACGGCGCAAAAUAUGGGUAUCGUUGCCACAAUACAUGGGCGUGAAAGUAGAAGGUUGGGAGACUUGA
This is a messenger RNA of Postia placenta MAD-698-R-SB12, 993 nucleotides long. RefSeq lists its product as hypothetical. The transcript has 2 exons. Gene Ontology annotation, molecular function: protein binding. The record is from RefSeq and is a predicted model, not a curated record. NCBI's taxonomy places the organism in Eukaryota, Fungi, Basidiomycota, Agaricomycetes, Polyporales, Adustoporiaceae. Bases 1 to 993 code for a protein of 330 amino acids.